AUGAGCUUUCCGAUCGACAUCUCCGUCAUGCCAUUCUACGGCGUGGCGGAGACGGCCUUCAAGUGGCUAUGCUACGGCUUCCUGGCCUACUGCAUCGCCGAUGCCCUCUCAACAUGGCAACUCGUGCACAAGCAGGCCGAGCACCCCCUCGUGGGCAGCCCUCUCGCGCUUGUCCCCAGAUUCCUCCUCAACCUGCUCUACUCAUGGAAAUCGACCGCUCUCGCUAAGGCAGGCUACGACAAGUACCCGUCCUCGCCCUUCCAGCUGAUCCGCAGCGAUGGCCGGGUCGUGGUGCUGCCCAUCACCCUGCUGGACGAGGUCAGCCGCAUCCCGAGCCACAUCGCCGAGUCGACGGCAGCGCUCGAGCGCGACCUGCUCGGCUCCUUCACGGGCGUCGGCCUGAUCCUCGAGAGCCGCCUGCACCACUCCAUCGUCCAGCGCAAGCUGACCCCGCGCCUGGGCCUGCUGCUGCCGCGGAUGGAGGCCGCUGUCACCAGCGCCUUUGACAAAAACUUCCCGCAAAGCGAGGAGUGGACCGAGAUUCAGCCGUACAAGGUGCUCAGCAGUGUGUCUUCACGGUUGAGUGCUGAGGUUAUCGUUGGCCCGUCGUUCUGUGAGAACCCAGAGUGGCUGCACAUCGCGGUGGAAUACACCGAGAGCUUAUUCCGAACAGUCGUAGCCCUCCGCUGCCUCCCCGCCUGGACACACCCCGUCGUCUCCCGCCUCCUCCCGUCCUACUGGACCGGCCAACGGCUCCUCCGCCGCGCGCAACACCUCCUCGGCCCCAAAGUCGGCGACCUCCUCAGCAAAAACAACGCCGGCACCUGGCAACCGCAAGACGACAACCCAGAAGACCUGAACGUUCUCGCCUGGCUGGCGGCCCUCGCCAAAGGCGCCGAGCGCAACGCCAACACGCUCAGCCACGUGCUGGUCCUCGUCGCCCUCGCCAUGGUGCACACCACGCUCUUGCGCAUGGUCAACGUGAUCUACGACGUGACGGCGGCAGGCCCCGCGCUGCGCGACCAGCUGCUGGACGAGAUUGCGGGCGUGGCCAAGCGCGGCUGGCACGAUAAUGGCGACCCCUACGAGGCGCUGGAUAAGUUGGAUAGCGUCCUGCGCGAGUCCCAGCGCAUGUCGCCGCCGACUACGAUGGGUAUGAAGCGCUGGUUUAAGGAGGCGUAUACGUUUCAGGAUGGCACCCAUGUAAAUGCGGGGACCUAUGCGUGCAUGCCGGUGUUUGCGAUUGAGAAUGAUCCGGGAAAGGUGCCGGAGCCGGAGAAGUUUGAUGGGUUGAGGGCUUACCGGGCGGCGCGGGAGACGAGUGAUCCGGAGAAGGCCAAGCUGUUGAGGUUUGCGUCGCCGGCGCCGGAUUUUUUGAAUUUUGGGUAUGGAAAGACGGCGUGUCCCGGCCGGUUUGUGGCCGGGGUGGUGGUCAAGACGGUCAUUGUCAAGGCGCUGACGGACUAUGAGUUCAAGUUCCUGCCGGGCACGGAGAGGCCGGGGAAUCUGAUUGCUCAUGAGUUCCUGUUUACUUGGCCCUGGACCAAGAUGCUGGUCCGCAAGAAGCAGAAGCCGACUUGCCCUUUCUGA
Chaetomium globosum CBS 148.51 is the source of this 1590-nucleotide messenger RNA. RefSeq lists its product as uncharacterized. Bases 1 to 1590 code for a protein of 529 amino acids. The transcript is spliced from 2 exons. Gene Ontology annotation, molecular function: oxidoreductase activity, acting on paired donors, with incorporation or reduction of molecular oxygen; iron ion binding; heme binding. The record is from RefSeq and is a predicted model, not a curated record. Lineage: Eukaryota; Fungi; Ascomycota; Sordariomycetes; Sordariales; Chaetomiaceae.